AUGAUAAAAUAUUGCCCUGCUGGCCAAUAUUUUGAUGGUGAGCGGAAAUUCUGUACUGCGGAGAGACCAAGUGAUUGUUUGAUCGAAGUUACAACAACGACUAAGAAUCCAGAAGCAUCCGUAACAACAACUUCUGAGAAUCCAAAUAUUCCUGAAAUUACCACUACAACUAGACCGACGAUUACAACAACUACAACACCAGUAAUAACAUCGACAACAACUCAAGCACCACUUCCAAAUCCUCCUCGAGAUCCGAAACAAAUUUGCCAAGAUGCUGGUGCCAGUGGUUCGUAUAUAUACGAUGCUGAUUGUACGAAAUUCGUAAUGUGUUACAUUUUGAAUGGAAUAUUGGAUGGCAUUCUAAAAUCAUGUCCCAGUGGUCAAUAUUACCAUGAUGAUACAAAAUUGUGCAUCAAUGUCAAACCCGAACGUUGUCUAUAA
Musca vetustissima is the source of this 441-nucleotide messenger RNA. Its product is annotated as chitin-binding domain protein cbd-1-like. The transcript has 2 exons. Lineage: Eukaryota; Metazoa; Arthropoda; Insecta; Diptera; Muscidae. The record is from RefSeq and is a predicted model, not a curated record. Bases 1 to 441 code for a protein of 146 amino acids. Gene Ontology annotation, molecular function: chitin binding. Gene Ontology annotation, cellular component: extracellular region.